Dipodomys ordii (Ord's kangaroo rat) is the source of this 3980-nucleotide messenger RNA. RefSeq names its product toll-like receptor 4 (gene Tlr4). The coding region runs from base 165 to 2750 and encodes 861 amino acids. Gene Ontology annotation, biological process: inflammatory response; toll-like receptor signaling pathway; immune response. The record is from RefSeq and is a predicted model, not a curated record. Lineage: Eukaryota; Metazoa; Chordata; Mammalia; Rodentia; Heteromyidae. Gene Ontology annotation, cellular component: membrane. The transcript has 4 exons. Gene Ontology annotation, molecular function: transmembrane signaling receptor activity; protein binding; lipopolysaccharide immune receptor activity.
CUCUCACUUCCUCUCACCACUUAACUGCUUUGAAUACAGUAAUUGCUGGGGGCACCAGUGCUGAGGAGAAAAGAUACCUGUGUUUCACAGACUCGGCCCUGUCUGCUGAUUUUACGGCUAGAUAUGUGUUCACGGGGCUGCUGCUGGUCACAGAAAAUGCCAGGAUGAUGCCUUCCUGGCGCCUAGCUGGGACUCUAAUGCCCAGUAUGGCUUUCCUCUCCUGUCUCAGACCUGAAAGCUGGGAGCCCUGCAUUGAGGUGAUCCCCAAUGUGACAUACCAGUGCAUGGAGCAGAAUCUCUCCAGAAUCCCUGACAACAUACCCUCCUCAACCAGAAACCUGGACCUGAGCUUUAACCCCCUGAAUACCCUAGAAAGUCAGAGCUUCUCCAAAUUUCCAGAACUUCAGGUGCUGGAUUUAUCCAGACAUGGCCUCCGUCCGUGGCUCCCAGAACAUUUUCUGCCACAUCCACCAUCUUCUCAUCAGUUGUGUGAUAUUCGGGUGAUUGAAGAUGGUGCCUAUCAAGGUUUAGGCCAACUAUCUACCUUGAUAUUGACGGGAAACCCUAUCGAGAGUUUAGCCCCAGGAGCCUUUUCUGGACUUUCACAUUUGCAGAAGCUGGUGGCUGUGGAGACCAACAUACUCUCUCUAAGGACCUUCCCUAUUGGAAAUCUCAGAGCAUUGAAGGAGCUCAAUGUGGCUCACAAUCUUAUCCAUUCCUUCAAGUUGCCUGAAUAUUUCUUAAACUUGACCAACCUGGAACACUUGGACUUUUCUGAUAACAAGAUUCAAAGUAUUCAUUACAAAGACUUACAGGUUCUACGUAAAAAGCCACUACUCAACCUUUCUUUAGAUCUUUCCCUGAACCCAAUUGAUAUCAUUCAUCCUGGUGCCUUUAAAGAAGUAAAACUCCAUAAAUUGACUUUAAGAAGUAAUUUUAAUAAUACACAUGUAAUGAGAACUUGUAUUCAAGGUCUGGCUGGUUUAGAAGUCUACCGGUUGGUUUUGGGAGAAUUUAAAAAUGAAAGGAACAUGGACAGUUUUGACAAAUCUGCCUUGGAUGGAUUGUGUAGUUUGACCAUUGAAGAAUUCCGGUUUGCAUAUUUAGAUGAAUUUUCUGGUGAUGUUACUGGCUUGUUUAAUUGUUUGGCAAAUGUUUCUGCAAUGUCUCUAGUGAAUCUGUAUGUUAAAAACCUAGAAAACCUUCCUGAAGAUUUCAAGUGGAAAUCCUUAGAAGUAGCAAGGUGUAAGUUUAGACAAUUUCCCCCUUUGGCACUCCCUUCUCUCAAAGAGUUGAAUUUUACAGAUAACAAAGGUGCAGUUAACAUGGUAGAUAUUGAACUACCAAAUCUGGAAAUUCUAGAUCUUAGUAGAAAUGGCUUGAGUCUCCGGCAUUGCUGUUCUUCUGAGGAUUUUGGAACAACCACACUCCGGCAUUUAGAUCUGAGCUUCAAUGGGGUUAUUCUCAUGAAUUCAAAUUUCAUAGGCUUAUGCCAGCUAGAGUAUCUAGAUUUUCAGCAUUCCGCUUUGAAACAUACCAAUCAGUUUACAGUAUUCUUAUGUCUCCACCAACUGCACUACCUUGACAUCUCUUAUACCCAUAUACAAGUUGUCUUCGAUGGCAUCUUUGAUGGCUUGACCAAUCUGAAAGUUUUAAAAAUGGCUGGUAAUUCUUUCAAGGACAGCACCCUUCCAAAUAUCUUCAGAAACAUGACUAACUUAACCAUCCUGGACAUUUCUGAGUGUCAACUGACACAGGUAUCCAAGGGACCAUUUGACACCCUUCCCAAUCUUCGGGUCCUAAAUCUGAGUCACAACCAUCUCGUGUAUUUGGAUCUGUUCCCUUAUGCACAUCUCCUCUCUCUCCAGGUCUUAGAUUAUAGUUUCAAUUAUAUCGUAGCUUCCAAACGGCAGGCACUACAUUUCCCUAGUAAGCUAACACAUUUAAAUCUUACUCAGAAUAAUUUUGCUUGUAGUUGUGAACAUCAGAGUUUCUUGCAGUGGGUCAAGGAUCAGAGGGGACUCUUGGUGGAGGCUGAACAAAUGACAUGUGCAAAUCCUCCAGAUAUGCAGGGCAUGCCAGUGCUGAGUUUCAGAAAUACCACCUGUCAAAUAAACAAGACCACUAUUAGCCUGUCAGUGCUCAGUAUCCUCAUGGUAGCUAUUAUUGGACUUUUAGUCUACAAGUUCUAUUUUCACCUAAUGCUCCUUGCUGGCUGUAAAGAGUAUGGUAGAGGUGAAAUGGCCUAUGAUGCCUUUGUUAUCUAUUCGAGUCAGGAUGAGAACUGGGUGAGAAAUGAGUUGGUAAAGAACUUAGAAGAAGGAGUACCCCCCUUUCAACUCUGCCUUCACUACAGGGACUUUAUCCCCGGUGUGGCCAUUGCUGCCAACAUUAUCCAGGAAGGCUUCCACAAAAGCCGGAAGGUGAUUGUUGUAGUGUCUCGGCACUUCAUCCAGAGCCGCUGGUGCAUUUUUGAAUAUGAGAUCGCUCAGACCUGGCAGUUUCUGAGCAGCCGCGCUGGCAUCAUCUUCAUCGUCCUGCAGAAGUUGGAGAAGUCCCUGCUCCGGCAGCAGGUGGAACUGUAUCGCCUUCUCAGUAGAAAUACUUACCUGGAGUGGGAGGACAGUAUGCUGGGGAGGCACAUCUUCUGGAGACGACUCAGGAAAGCUCUGCUGGAUGGAAAAACAUCACAACCGGAUGGGCUAGCAGAUGCAGAAAAUGUUCACCAAGAAGCCACGACUGCUAUCUAGACUGGAAGAAUAACUCCUGAGCCACUUCUCCACAUGGAUUCGAUGCUAAGGACCAAACGUCACAGACUGCCAGGUUAUCAAUCUGAGAACCUGGGGUUGCUCAAGGUACACAGGACUGGGAGUCUUGUGGUACUUGCAGCGCAGAUGGAAAAAUUACUAGGCAAAACACAGAACUUGCUAGGUGUGAGUUCCAACCAAGUCCAUGAAAGAGUCCUGACGGUAGAAGUCCAUUGAACUACCCUACCAAGUCCAAUCAGAACUAAGAAACUUGGGCCUGAUGGAAGACAGUGAGAGCUUGUUUUUCCCCUAAGCUUUUUGAAUGGGAAUGGUAUGCUGGAUUACACUUCAAUUGUUUUAAGAGAGUUUUGGCAGUUUCAAAUGAACUGGGUGUUUGCUUGCUUUGAAUCCAAUUCAAUGACUCAGAUUGAUUUCUCAUUCAGGAUUCCUCUUCCAUUUCUCGUCCGUUUCCUUAAUCUUCAAACUAAUCCCUAAAGAUGUCUGCUUAGUGCAUGCUGACUAGCAUCCUGGUGUCGUUCCAUAGUAUGUUGUAUUUAUUGAAGAAGAAUUCCUAAUUUAUUUUUAUUUUUACACCUCAAAUUCUCAUUUUUCCUCCCUUGUCCAUAAACUCACAUCAUAAAUAAAGGCUGACACAUGCUGGAAGCAUUCAUAUUGAACCACAAUUUUUCAAACAGAUAUGAAAAUUAUAGCAUCACCUUGUCACUUGAUGCCACUCUUAAGUUAUUACCUUGUGAGUUAUGACUGUCACAGAGGCAUGCAUGGAAAUAGUUGGGUUGAAAAGGACACUUCUUUUAAAGCCCAGGGAGAAAAGUUCUGCUUCUUAGUUUCACAAAGAGCUAUUUGUACUAGACACAAGGAGGAGGACAUGUCUUUUUGAUGAUUCCAGAAAUAUAGAUGAAGCUUCAUCUCAGGACGGAGUACUGGAGGCCUUCAGUACUCCAUGGAGGGCAUCAUGGGUCCCUUUUCUUGCACUGUGCUGUACCCUUCCUUCAUCACCAGACUACUUUGUGAAAUGCAGUGGGGAGGGACAUAUUGCUACUGCCCCUUGGGUGUCAGUUCCAGACCAAAUUUAUGUUAUCACUGAGAAAAUGAUGUCAUAGGGUUCAUGGUAAGCUGACUUCCUAGAAAAGCACAUUCCCCUUGCUUCCUUAGAAAUGGUACAGUAAAAGCUGUACGUAUUAUGGAAAAGCAUUGAUAUAUCACAGUAUACUA